Molecule: messenger RNA, 1342 nt
Organism: Sinocyclocheilus grahami
Lineage: Eukaryota; Metazoa; Chordata; Actinopteri; Cypriniformes; Cyprinidae
Product: mitogen-activated protein kinase kinase kinase 12-like
Exons: 4
Coding region: 16-510 (164 amino acids)
Source: RefSeq, a predicted model, not a curated record
AUUGAGCAUGUCUGAAUGAAUUGUGUUGAAUUCCACCAGCGACGUGGCGUUUCCUCAGAAGAAGAAGAGGGCGAGGUGGACAGUGAGGUGGAGUUACCAAGGAGACGACGGCCGACCAGUAUAACCAAGUGCCAAUCAGUAUCCACUUUCAGCUCCGAGAACCUUUCCGUGUCCGAGGGAGAGGAGGGCCACACCACUGACCACUCCCACAGCGGCACGCCAGACGUGGUCAGCACCAACACCGACGAGCGACUGGACGAUCGCAGCGAUGACCUCAUCUCCCAGGGAUCUGAGAUCCCUGUUGAUAUUACAGACCCUACUCUGUCCGAAAGAGAGGCCGCUGCCCUCGAACAGGAGAGGGCCAACUUUGACCUGGAACAAAAUAUCCUGGAGACUCGCGCGUUGUGUGAGGACUCGGACUGUGACAGUGCUGAACUCGACCAAUCAGGGAGCGGAGAGCCAAGUCGUCCCCCGAGCGCAGGAGGCUGGGGCCAGGGUCCUCAAAACUGAAAUGCACACACACACACACACCCACCAGCACACACUUUCACUUUUAGUUGCACCAAAGCAAAACGAACACAGAUUUUCGUGAAACACGUGUGCGCACACAUCCUCUGAGAAACGCAACUACACAAAACGACUAGCCACCUUAAGAACAAAUACUCCGAGACUGGUCAUAACAACUUUUGGAUCGUAAACUGCCUCGUGACCAGGACGUAGCCACGGAAAAUAUAGCAAGACAAGAUUAGCGGCAACCUGCUGCUAGAGAUGAGGAUUACAGGAACUACGUGAACAGAUCAAUGCAAUUAAAAACUUCAGGGCAUUCCCAAUAAGCAGCAAUGAUGUUAUCAUUAGGUUUGUGCUGUUGUAGUGCAGACAGACUUCCUGGUGGGCCAGAAUCGUGUCCGUUCAUGUGUCCAAGGCUUGUGGUUAGCAGUCGAUGUAAAGUCAGAGUCUAGAUCGAAUAUGUAGUGCUGGAUGAAACUCCUGAUCACAGGAAUCUCUGUCCUCCAGCCUGGAUAAAGUAGUUUUGCCAAAACUGCACCCCAGUAAUCUGUUCAGACGUGACGGAAAUGAAGUUGCUCACAGUUUGGGACUGACUUCACUACUAUGUACAGAUGCUUCCCUUCCAAAGCAUUUACAAGGUGCAUAUACAAAUGUGAUUCUAUUAUGACUAUAAUGCCCUGAAUUUCUGUAAAUAUAUAUUUAGUAGGCUAAAUUUAAGAAAACAAAAAAGAAAACUAUUUGUUAACAUAAUGAAAACACAAUAAAAACGGUCCAGUUUAUACUAUUCGCCUGUGCUUGUGCCACCCUACCAUGGCAGCUCAGAUCGGUUUGGAGA